AUGUCGAAACGUUUUUUCGAAGGUGCUCAACAUGCAGCUCGUUAUGCAUUAACUCGACCGACAUAUCCACCAGCAUUAAUGGAAAAAAUCAUUAGUUUUCUUGCCAUGAAGUAUAAAGAUAUAUAUGAUUAUGCAGCUGACAUUGGUUGUGGUAGUGGACAAAGUACUGAACUUUUAUCACCUUAUUUUCAAAAAGUUUAUGGUUAUGAUGUAAGUGAAAAUCAAAUAAAAGAAGCAAAAACAAAAAAUAAGAUAUCAAAUAUUGAAUACAAAGUCAAUAUAAAGAAUGCUAUACCACAUGCAAACAAAUCACUUUGUUUAAUUACUGCUGCACAGGCAGCACAUUGGUUUGAUUUAAAACAAUUUUAUUCUGAAGCUAAUCGAACUCUUAAACAAAUGGGUGUAUUAGCUAUCUAUGGUUAUGAAUUACCUAAAAUUGAUGGUGAACAUUCUUCACAACUCAAUGAAAUUUUUCAAAAUUUUUACAAGAAAUUAUUACCCUAUUUUCCACCAGAUCGACAUCAAAUUGAUAGUAAAUAUGCUGAUAUUAUUUUACCUUUUGAAGAAAAAAUUCGAGAUGAAAGUGUUAAAAUAAAAUAUGAAUGGAAUCUUGAUCGUUUUCUAGCUUAUAUUUCAACAUGGUCAGGAUAUGUUCAUUAUAUGCAAAAAUAUCCAGAUAAAAAUAUUAUUCUUGAUUUACGUAGAGAUUUGUUUAAAGCAAUGAAAACAGAAAAUGAAAAUGAACAAAUGAAAAUUAAUUUUGGAACAUUUAUUUUACUUGGUCGUAAAACAGACUGA
Messenger RNA from Rotaria sordida, 798 nucleotides. The record is from the annotation of a GenBank genome assembly. NCBI's taxonomy places the organism in Eukaryota, Metazoa, Rotifera, Eurotatoria, Philodinida, Philodinidae.